Molecule: messenger RNA, 1632 nt
Organism: Budorcas taxicolor (takin)
Lineage: Eukaryota; Metazoa; Chordata; Mammalia; Artiodactyla; Bovidae
Product: tigger transposable element-derived protein 1-like
Exons: 1
Coding region: 1-1632 (543 amino acids)
Cellular component (GO): nucleus
Molecular function (GO): DNA binding
Source: RefSeq, a predicted model, not a curated record
AUGCCUGGGAAAAGGUCCCUAAACGCCGCAGUCAUCCGGAGUGCCAAAAGGGAAAGGAAAGCAAUCACCCUCGACGUGAAGUUAGAAGUGUUAAGACGGUUUGAAGUGGGUGAGAAGCUCAGCCAGAUCGCAAAGGCCUUAGGCCUUGCUGCCUCUACAGUGGCGACCAUCAGAGAUAAUAAAGACAAAAUCAAAGCGAGUUCACAAAUAGCCACUCCUUUGAGAGCCUCCCGGUUGACUCGCCACCGAAGUGCGGUCAUGGAGACCAUGGAGAGGUUGUUGCGCUUGUGGCUUGAAGACCAGAGCCAGCGAAACGUGCCCCUGAGUGUCACCGUUAUUCAGAAGAAGGCCAAGAGUUUGUUUGAUGACUUACAGCGUGAGCAAGGUGAAAGCUCUCAAACAGAAAAGUUUAAUGCAAGUAAAGGGUGGUUUGUGAGAUUCAAGGAACGCCACUGUUUGCCCCACUUCAAGAUGAACAUUGCAGCUCCUGCCAAGGAGGAUGAAUAUCCGGAAAUACUGAAGAGCAUCAUUCAGGAAGGUGAGUACACCCCCCAGCAAGUUUUUAAUGUGGAUGAGACAGGUCUUUAUUGGAAAAGACUGCCUGAAAGAACGUUUCUUUCAGUAGAAGAGAGAGCUCAGCCAGGAUUUAAAUCAUCCAAAGAUCGCUUGAUGCUGCUUCUUGGUGGCAACGCAGCUGGGGACUUCAAGUUGAAACCCCUAUUGGUGUACCACUCAGAAAACCCCAAGGCUCUGAAGGGGUACUCCAAGCCCAAUCUGCCCGUGAUUUGGCGCUCAAGCAGAAAGGCUUGGGCAACCAGGAGCAUCUUUCAUGAAUGGUUCACAUAUUUUUUUUGCCCUGCCAUUGAGAAAUACUGUGCCCAAAAUAACCUGACCAACAAAGCCCUGCUCAUCUUAGACAAGGCACCAUGCCACCCAGUCAAUCUGAGCCAUCUGUCUGAUAAUGUAAGAGUGGAGUAUCUUCAUGACAGCACAGCUGACUCGAUCCAGCCCAUGGGUCAAGGUGUAGCCUCUGCCUUCAGAGCUCAUUACCUGAGAAGGACUUUUGAGCACAUCCUAGAAGCAACAGAUGGGGAGGAUACAGCAGAGAUCAGGGAGUUCUGGAGAAACUACAGCAUUGUGGACGCUGUGGACAACAUCGCAGUAGCCUGGGGGGAGCUCAGACCAGCAACAAUGAACAGUGUGUGGAAGAAGAUUUGGCCUGAGUGUGUUCAUUUCCAGAGUGCUUCCCAAACAGAUGGCAUUGCACAGCUUCAACAAAAUAUUGUGAUCCUUGCCAAGAGUGUGGCUGUUGGAGAGGUGGGAGAAGCUGAUGUGGACCAGCUGCUGCAGUCCCACGAGGAGGGUCUCUCGAAUGAGGAGCUGAUGCAGCUGGAGCAGGAGCCUGCAGGAGAGGAGGAGGAGGGUGAAGAGGCUGCCCCUGCCCUGCGCCAACUAACCACACGGGAGCUGUCAGCAGCCUUCUCACAUUUUGAGGCCGGCUUGCAGGUCCUUACCAGUAACAGCCCUGAUGCCGUGUGGAAACGUCAAGUUUCAAGAGCAAUCAAUGAUGCAAUAAGCUGCUACAGGGAGCUGUACAGUGAGAAGGAGCGGUGCUCCAAACAGCUCUCCUAG